Messenger RNA from Fusarium tjaetaba, 1584 nucleotides. RefSeq lists its product as uncharacterized. Gene Ontology annotation, molecular function: zinc ion binding; DNA binding. Gene Ontology annotation, cellular component: nucleus. Gene Ontology annotation, biological process: DNA-templated transcription. The transcript is spliced from 6 exons. NCBI's taxonomy places the organism in Eukaryota, Fungi, Ascomycota, Sordariomycetes, Hypocreales, Nectriaceae. The record is from RefSeq and is a predicted model, not a curated record. The coding region runs from base 1 to 1584 and encodes 527 amino acids.
AUGCAUACAGGUUCUGGCGCCGGACGACCCUCUACUGCUUGUAGACCGUAUAACUCAGGGCCUCGCGGGAACUUGGGACUCGCAGAACCGCCACCACCUCAGCAGUCGACAUCAAGCCAGAUCGGUGUGGAUUCUCCGUUAGAGAACAGACAUUUAAAUUCAGUCCCCGGCAUCGAUGAAAGCGCACGGGCGGACAUACAAUUUGGAGUACCUUCGCAAUUAGUGUCCGACUUGAUUGACACAUUUUUUACACAUGCUUACAACGCCGAUCUCCUUCUACACAGAGAGACGUUCCUUCAGGACCAAGCAGACGGGAGAGUACGACCGCACGUGCUUUUGAGCGUGUGCGCUUUCGCUGCAAUCUUCCAUCGCGACUCCAAUGGGCAUAACUCGCUGAAACAACAUGGCUUUGCUUCUGAGUGGGCCGAAUGUGCAGCAAGGCUCGUUCUAAAAGAGGUCGAGAAGCCGAAUGAGGAUAAUGUCAUCAGUUUUCUUAUCCUUGCCCUGUUCUGGUACAGCCAGGGUAACUGGAGAAGGUCUUAUAUUCAUAAAGGUUUGCCUUCAAUCCGCCUUGGAGCAGGGUCUGCUGUACAUAACCUUAUAAAAUCCCCUGACGCGGAUUCAGAAAUCCGCUUGAACGCAAUAUACCAUCUGAACACCGAAAUCACUAGAUGGUGGAUAGACUUGCCUGAGAAUCUUCGACUGGACAUAUCGAAUCUAUCACAGACCCGUCGCAAGGACUUACCAAGACUUGUCCUUAUUCACGCCGUCUACUAUCAGUGCCUUUGCGUAAUGCAUUCCUCUCUUGUGCCCUUAUACUCUUGGGGAAAAGAGGAACACGUCCCGUUGCUCGCAAUGCAACUUUCCGCACAGAUUGCUUACGAUAACGCAUGUGCGGUCUCCGAGCUCUUUCAGGCCAUACUUGAACAAUAUUCGGAGUUCAAUGAAUUUACUAGUUUUGUGGGUUAUGCCGCUUAUUGCGGUUGUGCCAUACAGAUUCCCUUCAUGGGGUGCUCAGAUCUCACUGUGAAGGAGAGAGCCACCAAGAAUGUUCGAGUAAACUUACAGAUCAUUCGCUCCAUUGGCCUGAAUUGGAAGUUCGUGUCGUUAUUGUAUAGCUAUGCCGAAUAUAUUAUGGAAAUCCAUACAAACCACCCUCUCCAUCUCACCAGUGAGCCGAAAUCGCUUCCACCGAACAAACUGAAUGGGUUCCGAAUAACAGCAUCAAAAGCACGAGCCUCUAUACUAGAGCACAAUGCUGUGCUGUGGAAAGAAGAUGGCGUGUCUGCUCAAGGGGAUGAAGUAACGGACCUCGGAUUCGGAAACGAGCCACUUGAAGCCCGAACUCAGUCCACGCCUGUGAAUGACUUUCGUACUGCUGAAGGUCCAGCCCUGGAUGCAAAUAGGACAACGCACAGCAAUCUUGCCGGCAUUUCUCGCUCAAACUGCCAGCCAAUUUCUAGGUUAAGCGAGAUUUCGCCACAGGAGUUCUUCCAACCGCUGUUGGACGCGUCAGAUCUCUUCGAAGUACUGCCGGAGUACGACCGUUCGUUGGUUGGCCAAUUUGAUAUAACCGAAUGGUAA